Melozone crissalis (California towhee) is the source of this 2361-nucleotide messenger RNA. It is a transcript of the gene MASP1, whose product is annotated as MBL associated serine protease 1. Bases 169 to 2361 code for a protein of 730 amino acids. Gene Ontology annotation, biological process: complement activation; zymogen activation. Lineage: Eukaryota; Metazoa; Chordata; Aves; Passeriformes; Passerellidae. The transcript has 11 exons. Gene Ontology annotation, molecular function: calcium ion binding; serine-type endopeptidase activity. The record is from RefSeq and is a predicted model, not a curated record. Gene Ontology annotation, cellular component: extracellular region; blood microparticle.
CAGACAGCUCCAGACGCACACACACAUAGGCGCACACACGCUCGCAAAUCUCCGGACAGAGAUAAGGCGGACAGCGGAGCGCUGGGAAAGAGGCAGAGCCGUCCCCCGCAGGGAUCGAGCCAUCGAUUCCCCGCACCAAAGCCGCCGGGAAACUCCCCCAGCAGCGAAAUGAGGUACCCCCUGGCCUGGCCCCUCUGUGCCUUGCUGCUCUGUGUGGCAGAUGCUGUGGAGCUGACAGACAUGUUUGGGGAGAUCCAGUCUCCCAACUUCCCCGACUCCUAUCCCAGCGACUCGGAAAUGACCUGGAACAUCUCUGUGCCUGAUGGGUUUAAAAUCAAGCUGUACUUCAUGCAUUUUGACUUGGAGUCAUCCUACCUCUGUGAAUACGACUAUGUAAAGAUUGAAACUGAGGACCAGGAGCUGGCAACCUUCUGUGGCAGGGAGACAACGGACACGGAGCAGGCUCCAGGACAGCAAGUGAUCCUGUCCCCAGGGCCCUACAUGGGGCUCACCUUCAGGUCUGACUUCUCCAACGAGGAACGCUUCACUGGCUUCGAUGCCCAUUACACCGCUGUGGAUGUGGAUGAGUGCCAGGAGAAGAGUGAUGAGGAGCUGGCUUGUGACCAUUACUGCCACAACUACAUUGGCGGGUACUACUGCUCCUGCAGGUUUGGCUACAUCCUGCACUCCGACAACAGGACCUGCAAAGUGGAGUGCAGUGACAACCUCUACACCCAGAGGAGCGGGGUGAUCACCAGCGCUGACUUCCCCAGCCCCUACCCCAAGAGCUCGGACUGCCUGUACCGCAUCGAGCUGGAAGAGGGCUUCUUCAUCACCCUCAACUUUGAGGACAGCUUUGAUGUGGAAGACCACCCCGAGGUGACCUGUCCAUAUGACCACAUCAAGAUCAAAGCAGGCCAAAAGGAGUUUGGACCUUUCUGUGGAGAAAAGUCCCCAGGGCGCAUUGAAACCCAAACCAACAGCGUGCAGAUCCACUUCCACAGUGACAACUCCGGAGAGAACAGGGGCUGGAAGCUGUCAUACACAGCAGUUGGAAACCCGUGCCCACUGGUGCAACCACCAAUCAAUGGGAAAAUUGAGCCUUCUCAAGCCAAGUACACCUUCAAAGACCAGGUUGUCAUCAGCUGCAACACUGGAUACAAAGUGCUGAAGGAUAACGUGGAAAGUGACUCCUUCCAGAUCGAGUGUCUGAAGGAUGGCACGUGGAGUAACAAGAUCCCUAUCUGCAAAAUUGCUGACUGCAAGGCGCCGCCGGAGCUGGAGCAUGGCUUUGUCACCUUCUCCACCAGGAACAACCUGACCACCUACCAGGCAUCCAUCCAGUACCACUGCCAGCACCCCUACUACCGCAUGGCCCCCAACAGCACCGCCACCUACACGUGCGAUGCGCUGGGGCAGUGGAGGAGUGAGGAGCUGGGGACCAGGCUGCCAUCCUGCAGACCAGUGUGUGGCCGGCCGGCUCGUCCUCUGCCCGGCAUCAUCAAGCGCAUCAUCGGCGGGCGGAACGCGGAGCCCGGCUUCUUCCCCUGGCAGGCCCUGAUUGUGGUGGAGGACAUGUCCCGCGUGCCCAACGACAAAUGGUUCGGCAGCGGGGCGCUGCUCUCAGAGUCCUGGGUGCUGACGGCCGCCCACGUGCUGCGGUCCCAGCGGCGGGACAAGACCGUCAUCCCCGUCUCCAAGGAGCACGUCACCGUCUACCUGGCCCUUCACGAUGUGAGGAACAAGAUGGAAGCUGUCAACAGGACGGUGGAGAGGAUCAUCCUCCACGAGGAGUUUGACAUCCAGAACUACAACCACGACAUCGCACUGGUGAAGCUGAAGGAGAAGGUGACCAUGGGGAAGUACGUCAUGCCUGUCUGCCUGCCCCAGUUUGAGCACGAGCUGGAGGGGCCUCACCCCAACACACUGGGGCUGGUGGCUGGCUGGGGGAUCUCCAACCCCAACAUCACGGUGGAUGAGAUCAUCAGCUCAGGCAUGAGGACCCUGUCUGACAUCCUGCAGUACGUCAAACUGCCCGUGGUGCUGCAUGCCGAGUGCAAGACCAGCUACGAGUCACGCUCGGGCAACUACAGCGUGACCGAGAACAUGUUCUGUGCUGGCUACUAUGAGGGGGGCAAGGACACUUGUCUAGGGGACAGCGGGGGAGCCUUCGUCAUCCAGGACCCGGGAACGCGGAGGUGGGUGGCCCAAGGGCUGGUCUCGUGGGGCGGCCCGGAGGAGUGCGGCAGCAAGCAGGUGUACGGUGUGUACACCAAGGUCUCCAACUACGUGGACUGGGUGGAGCAGAAAACAGGCUCCUCAGAGAGAUGGACAUUUCUGGACCCAGAGCUGGAGAGAUGA